AUGACUGACAGUGACCAAAGAUUCGGAACCCUCACGGUAUGGAGGGCUGUGAAGCAGACAAAGCAAAAUAAAUCACCCCAUCGAAGUGCCUUUGUCUAUAUGAUUUGGGGAGAGAUCUUAGCGAACCUUCUCAUCGGUAUCUUGGGAUGGCUGUUCCUGAACGGAGUCUUGCAGGCUGAUCCUGUUGUAUUAUUCUUUAUCCUCUUCUGUUAUGUCUUUGAGGUUCAGCUGUUGCUUCAGAUCAUUAUCAACCGUAUUGCUAUCAUUGUCGAGCGCAGGACAAUGGCAAAGAAGCUGAAAUGGGGCACUGCCAUCUUCAUCUCACUGGUCAACAUCUGCGUUAUGUGCAUUACCUACGUCGAGAUCAACAAGUACUGGGAUCGCGUCUCCAAAAUCAUCAUCUGUCUCGUUGACGCAGGCCUUAACUGGUACUUCAUUCAUGUUGUCGAUGCUCGCUUGGUCAAGCAACACGGUCUGCGCAAGUACAAGCCGUUGAUCGGAUAUUACACUCGUCUUGGAGUCUUGUCCAUCUGCAUGGACGUCAUGCUCCUCGGUUUGAUGGCACUUCCCAACCAGGUGGUCUACAUCCAGUUCCACCCUGUCGCAUAUGUGAGUCAUCCUAUCGUUCUGAGUCUUUUCAGUUCUCCGAUUCUACUCGAUUUGUUUGCGUUGAGGCUAAUCACAAUAUUANNGAUGGUCAAACUCUAUAUUGAGAUGAGUAUGGCCGACCUCAUCGUCAAGGUCGCAACAACAUCUGAAAUCGACGUCCGCCAAAACACAUCAUCUGGAACUCCCUUCCCUGACAGCAGAUCAUAUCCUCAGCGUACCUUCAACGAUCGCGACACUGUCAAUGGAGCCAAGAACACCGCGCAUAUCGGCCACACACAAGGCACCCAUACCAACAGAGAAGAUGUUAAAGGUAUUCAGAGACAGACAGAGGUCCAAAUCUUCGUUGGAGAUUCUGACAGCGACAACGUAAACGACGAUCUGGACAAGAUAUCAUCGAGAACAUCUGCCGAGAACAACUACAACAAUCAUGGCGCGCCUCAAUACAACUCCAACAACCCUUUCAAUAAGGUUCACAACCAACACCGUCGAUCCGACGAGUCACAGAUCCCUUUGAAGGAUCUCACCAGGGCUGGCGAAGCAGUAUAA
Aureobasidium vineae is the source of this 1155-nucleotide messenger RNA. The record is from the annotation of a GenBank genome assembly. NCBI's taxonomy places the organism in Eukaryota, Fungi, Ascomycota, Dothideomycetes, Dothideales, Saccotheciaceae.